Puccinia graminis f. sp. tritici CRL 75-36-700-3 is the source of this 2598-nucleotide messenger RNA. RefSeq lists its product as uncharacterized. Bases 88 to 2598 code for a protein of 836 amino acids. Gene Ontology annotation, biological process: biotin biosynthetic process. The record is from RefSeq and is a predicted model, not a curated record. NCBI's taxonomy places the organism in Eukaryota, Fungi, Basidiomycota, Pucciniomycetes, Pucciniales, Pucciniaceae. Gene Ontology annotation, molecular function: pyridoxal phosphate binding; dethiobiotin synthase activity; S-adenosyl-L-methionine:8-amino-7-oxononanoate transaminase activity. The transcript has 7 exons. Gene Ontology annotation, cellular component: mitochondrion.
CGCGAUUUCCCAAAGCUGCCAUCUUCAACUCUCGUGUCAAUGAAAGAACGCAGCGCGACACUUGACUGAGAAAGAUUCAAAAGAGUGAUGUCCCUUCAUCGAAAGUUACGCAUUCAUCAAAUCUUCGGUGGUGGUACGGGCAUCGGAAAAACGAUCAUUUCGACCGCGUUGUCGAAAGCUUCUAGUCGGCUGGGGGAACAGACGAGUUAUUUGAAACCGAUUGGGACUGGCGCCGAUAGUGAUGACAAACAUGUCUCGAAAUUCACCGGCUCAGAGGUAUCGACCAAGUGUUUAUACACAUUCUCCGAUCCGGUCAGUCCCCAUCUGGCCGCCGAGCGAAUGAGGAAACAAGCCGCUCAUGCCGGGUCUCUACCGGUAACUCCCACCGAUCACGAAUUGAUCACUAGCAUUUACGAUCAUGUCAAUCUGACCGCUCGGUCGUUGGGAGAGAAUCGUAUCGGAUCACUCUAUAUCGAAACUGCUGGCGGCGUACACUCGCCUACUCUGGCGGGAAAUUCGCAGCUCGAAGCGUUCAGACCACUACGAUUGCCGACGAUCCUCAUCGGUUCGCCGCUUCUUGGGGGGAUUUCUUCGACCGUUUCGGCGUACGAAUCACUCCGAAUUCAUGGAUUUGACAUCGACUUACUCCUAGUCCUCAAAGAAGAAUACUACGAAAAUUACCGAUAUCUUGAACGUUGGGCCCAGGAGCGAGCGCUCGACUUUGCUGCCGUUGAGUCUCCACCGGAAUUGAUAAACAAUGACUCGAGGAAAGAAUUCGACCAAAUGAAUGCCUUCUAUCACCGCAUCACCCAUCCCACAUCAUCCGUUUCCAACGCCGUUCGUAUUCUACAAGCCCGUCAUCUUCACCGAGUCGAGCAACUAGAAAGCAUGCCUGAGAGGGCGCUGAAACAGAUUUGGUGGCCGUUUUUGCAACACAAUUCACUCGUCUCGCCGAGUCAGGUGACGGUGAUCGACAGUGCGUACAAGGAUCACAUGCUUACCUACCAGGCCGACCGUCAACUUUCAGCCCCGUCAAUCUCGACAAACGAGAAUCAGAAAGAAUCUAACGGUGUCAACUCUCUAGUCCAGCAAAAGUUUGACGGCUCUGCUUCUUGGUGGACUCAGUCCUUGGGACACGCUAAUUCACAGAUCACUCUAAGUGCAGCACACGCAGCUGGUCGCUUUGGACAUGUGAUCUUUCCCAGUUGUGUCCAUGAACCAGCCCUGAAUCUCACCGAGCAUAUGCUCAAGACCGUAGGAGCUGGCUGGGCGAACCGGGUAUUCUUUAGCGAUAACGGUAGCACCGGUGUCGAGGUCGCUCUCAAGAUGGGUCUGACGAGUUAUAGACGAAGACACAAGCUCCCCUCGGGCGUCCACUUCGAUCUAGGCGUCAUCGGCCUCAAAGGCAGCUACCAUGGUGAUACGAUUGGCGCCAUGGAUGCUAGUGAACACUCGGUUUAUAAUGCACAGGUUGAUUGGUAUAAAGGAAAGGGCCUUUGGUUAGACGCCCCGCAAGUUCAUCUCGUCGAUAGUCAUCAAGCACUCAUUCUCACCAAUCCAGGCGAUCAAUGGGGUCCAACAGGAUGGAAGGUUCCCUACCCCAGCCUUCAAACAAUUUACGACCUCGACAAGAGAUUGAAGGAAGACCCACUCACCGAGGUAUACACAAACCACAUCUACACUUUCUUGCGUAAAUCGCGAUACGAAUCGUCGAUUAUUCCGGCUUCUUUAAUCAUCGAACCGGUGAUCAUGGGUGCCGGCGGGAUGAUCUUUGUCGACCCUCUCUUCCAAAACGUCUUGAUCAAUGUUGUCAGAAACAAUCCGCAACUGUUUGGACAUUACAAGGGCGCCAUUGCCUGGUCGGCCAAUCCGGAUCCCCCGGUGAACUCGAACGAAGACGACAGUUGGAGAGGUUUGCCCGUGAUCUUCGAUGAGGUCUUUAGUGGAUUGUAUCGGCUUGGAAAACCGAGUGCAGCCGCCUUGCUCGGCCGCGACAUCCAUCCAGAUAUUGCAGUCUAUAGUAAGAUGCUCUCGGCUGGCACUGUUCCACUCAGCGUGACCUUGGCGAGAGAGGAUAUCUUUGAUGGGUUUCGAGGCGACGGAGCCGUCAGUGCCUUGCUACAUGGUCAUAGUUAUACCGCCCAUCCAAUCGGAUGCUCAGUCGCACAUACUGGCUUGAAGAUUUAUGAAGCAAUGGACGCCAAUGGGUCUUGGGAUUCCGCCAAGCAGAGUUGGCAGGCUGGACACGAUCCGUCCACCGAGACUGCCAUCUGGAGCUUGUGGAGUCACUCUUUUAUCCAACAGCUCACCAAAUCCGACGAAGUCGAUGGGGCCAUGACACUUGGGACUGUGUUGGCAAUCUACUUGAAGGAUCAAACUAACUCAAAAGGUUAUACAUCUUCUGCUGCCAAGAACUUCUUAAGCCGACUCCAGUCUUCCCAGCUCAACAAAGACCAGCAGAUUCCGUUCGGCUUACAUGCCAGACCUCUGGGGAACGUGGCAUAUUUCAUCGCCAGUCUCAAUACAUCUUCGGAAACUCUGCACGCAAUUCAAGAAGCUAUCCUUUGCUCCCUUAAUCUUGCCAGUGAUAAGGCAUAA